AUGACGCCUAGCGCCUGCGAGCUUCCAUCCUACGGCGAGGCCACGGCCGCCAUCGACGGCUGGGCCGUCAUCGCCCCCUACGUCCCGGUCCGUGCUUACAUCAGCCUCUGUCUGGUUUCGUCCAGGCUGUACGGCCACUUCGCUCCCCGGCUCUGGAAUGAUCCUCUACGUGCUGUCCAGCUCUUGGGGCUACAUCGCAACGACGAGCUCCACUGGUAUCUGCACCGGUUCAUCGGCCGCUCCGUGAGCAUCUCCAGGGCCUCGACGCGCGCUCUUGUGUUCACUCUGGACUUUAGGGAUUUUGGCCGCGCCACCGCCGACUUCCUGUCGGACGAGGUCGUGCAUGCGUCCAACGACACGCUUCGCCAGUGCCAGACGCUGUUCCCAGCGCUGCGCUGCUUGCUCCUCGAUUCACAUCCCGUCUUCGACCCUAGUGCUCUAGCCUGGCAGUCCCCGGGUGAACAGGAUGGCCAGGGUCAGCAGCGCCCUCUGCUCCUUAGCGCUGUAGGCCGCAGCCCUGAGCUGCAAGCCACGUACCUUGCAUCCGACUACAUGAAAAGCCUGGUCUAUCUUGACAUCUCGUAUCUCCCUGGCUCCCUGCGGGCUGCCCUGAGCCGACGGGCAAUCGGGCCUGCCACGCUUCCAGGCCUCAGGGUGCUCAAAGCUCGGGGCCGUGAGCUAGAGGACGAUACAGCUGUCUUGCUCGGCAUUCGGCUCAUGCGACAGCUUUGGAGCCUGGACCUGGGCGGCAACCGCUUGACGGAGCAUGGCCUCCUGGGGCUGCUUUCGUGCUGCCUCUCACCUCGCGUCUUCCAGUCGGACGACCGUUUCUCGGUGGAGGGGAAGGUCCAUGUCACCCAAAACACCCUUUUAAACGAAUACGGCCCCUACGCGGUCAUCACCGAGUCGGACCACAGUGCUGCGCACAACCACCCGGAUCGACAUUUUGCGGAUACGCCAGCAUACCAGAUGCGUGAUGAUGAGCCCGCCACAACGCAGCGGCCGGAUGGCACGGCCCCCAUCCUAGGCGAUGGACCAGAUGACCUUAUUCACGCCUUGUCUCGAGGUCCCGGCGGUGAUCCGAUUGGUGCUCCAUUGGCCAAUGUCUUGGCCUCCCGCCCCUGUCAGGGGUUUCUAGGACUGAGCCAUCUCACCGUCGAUGGCAAUAGGAUCUCGCUCAAUGGCUUGCAAAAGGCGAUCCGUAGGUCGUAUGGUGCCUUUGAGCACCUCGAUUGCGAGAUGCUGAUGAUGAGGCCGCCGCCUGCCUCACCUGCGGGCACGCAUCUCUCGCCUUCCACUAGGAUCUGUGGCUUCAUUGGGGGCUCCCACCUUCUGCGACCCGUGGUCUCAUCCUGCCUGCGAAGCUUGCGCAUCCACCAUUCGCUUGUAACGCAGGUGCCCACAAUCUUGUCGCUGGAGGAGACGACACCGUCUCUUGCAAAUAUCUGGGUCGCUGAAGAGCUACUGCUUCCAGGGGUUGAGCUUGCCGACACACCGACUGGUGCCUUCGCCCCCGACAUGAACCCUAGACUGACAUGGCUGACGCUGACGAACCUGCCACGACGCUCCACGGGCCGCCUAAUCCAGAAACUGGCAAACUUUGUGGAGCUGGCGUAUGAACAGGAGCGCGCAAUUCUAGACACGGCGGCGGCGCUACAGACCUCCCGUAGGAGCCCGACCCUACUCGCGGGGCUGCGGCGCAUCCGGCUAGAGUUUGAGCCCGACCUGAUUCACGAGGCGGUUGAGGAUUUGGAUCGUGGGGACAACCCCGCGUCUGGUGGCCAUGAUGUCGAGUUCUCAUUCUUCAGAGCCUGGGGUCCCGAGUUACGGCCAUCGACGCCACCUCAGCCGCAACAUGUGGGGGAUAGUCGGACAUGGGCUACGACAGCAGGAACCGCCGGGGAAUCACCGCUGACGGCUAGUGGGCAGAUACUCCCUGGUCUAAGAGAAGGGGAUGUUAUGGUCGAUCCGGACGGAAGUGGGCAGUACGUGACCCGAAGGAUUAUAUGGAACGAGUUCCAGGAGCAGGAGGUGCACGUGUGGAUAGGGCCCGGGGCGGCCGCGUCCCCACACCCGGCAGUGAACGAGUACGUGAGGAUGCUGCGGGAGUUUCCCUCUUUACGUUCUGGCUACCUCGGGGUAGGCCCUGUCACGCCUUCGCAGGUAACAGCCGGCGUGCCGCCGGGCGUGUACAUCUUCCAGUGGGCUUGGGAGGCCAUGAUCUGGCGCGACGUGUGCGGUGGCCGAAGGACCAGCCCCGGCAGGCAGGACCUGCGAUCGAUGCACGACGUUGUGGCGGAGCUGAAGCGGUUCCGCGAGACUUCCAGCAAGGCGGGGAAACAUUGGACCGGUAAACUAGAGGUCGUCACCAAGGUCAGGGCGGCGUCCUUCGAAGCCUGGUAG
Molecule: messenger RNA, 2403 nt
Organism: Gaeumannomyces tritici R3-111a-1
Lineage: Eukaryota; Fungi; Ascomycota; Sordariomycetes; Magnaporthales; Magnaporthaceae
Exons: 2
Coding region: 1-2403 (800 amino acids)
Source: RefSeq, a predicted model, not a curated record